This is a messenger RNA of Pantherophis guttatus, 2061 nucleotides long. It is a transcript of the gene NOAZFP, whose product is annotated as nucleolar atypical zinc finger. Gene Ontology annotation, cellular component: nucleus. The record is from RefSeq and is a predicted model, not a curated record. Gene Ontology annotation, molecular function: zinc ion binding. Lineage: Eukaryota; Metazoa; Chordata; Lepidosauria; Squamata; Colubridae.
AGGUGAAAAAGCCAAGCUCGACCUCGCGCAUUAAACCCACUUUCUCAGCCUGCCACCCAAGCGACCCUCCCUGCCUGCUGAGGCUUCGGGAAUAUCCCUCACCCACCAUUUCGCCCCGCACCCGACUGAGGGCAAAACUAAAGCAGGAAGAAGCUGCAACAGUGGCUCCAACCGCGCCUGCUCGCUGGCCUCGAGCAUGCUCAGCGAGCGCCAGCGAUGCCUUUUGCAGCAGCUGAGGCCGGAGCCCACGCGCCGUUUUCGGCUUCUCUGGGAGGCUGAGCUGUCUUGAAAGGCCUGAAGAAGGCCAGCUUAAGGCGGAAGUGAAAAAUGCCGAAGAAGAAGACAGGUGCACGGAAGAAAGCUGAAAGUCGGAAGGAACGGGAAAAACAAAUUAGAGCUUCAAGGGCUAAUAUUGAUUUGGCCAAACAUCCCUGCAAUGCUUCAAUGGAAUGUGACAAAUGUCAAAGGCGGCAAAAAAAUAGAGCUUUUUGCUACUUUUGCAACUCUACUCAAAAAUUACCCAUUUGUGCACAGUGUGGAAAGACAAAAUGUAUGAUGAAAUCCUCAGACUGUGUCAUAAAACAUGCUGGAGUGUAUAGCACUGGGCUUGCAAUGGUGGGGGCCAUAUGUGAUUUUUGUGAAGCUUGGGUUUGCCAUGGCAGAAAAUGUUUGAGCACCCAUGCCUGCAUCUGUCCUCUGACUGAUGCAGAAUGCAUUGAAUGUGAGAGAGGUGUCUGGGAUCAUGGUGGCAGGAUAUUUAGCUGCUCCUUUUGCCAUAAUUUCCUUUGUGAGGAUGAUCAGUUUGAGCAUCAAGCCAGCUGCCAGGUUCUGGAAGCUGAAACCUUUAAAUGUGUUUCCUGCAAUCGACUGGGGCAGCAUUCAUGUCUCCGCUGUAAGGCAUGCUUCUGUGAUGAUCAUACACGCAGCAAGGUUUUCAAACAUGAAAAGGGAAGAGAGCCUCCGUGUCCAAAAUGUGGGCAUGAAACACAACAAACCAAGGACCUAAGCAUGUCAACUCGCUCUCUGAGAUUUGGCCGUCAGACAGGAGGCGAAGAAGCUGAUGGGGCUUCUGGUUAUGAUGCCUAUUGGAAGAAUCUUUCAUCUGGCAGAGGUGUUGAUACUGGAGAUCAUGAUGAAGAAUAUGAUGAUUACGAGGCAGAGGAUGAUGAAGAUGAUGAUAAUGAGGAAGGAGGGAGAGAUUCGGAAUCAGAGGCAACUGAUAUGUUCAGCAACCUGAAUUUAGGAAGGACCUAUGCUAGUGGCUAUGCACACUAUGAAGAGUCUGCUGAAUAAAGCUAUUGUUCUUAGCACACUUAGCAAGAACUAAAUCCCCUUGAACCUAGUAGUACUUACCUUUGGGGUAAGAUCUGUGCUUAGGUCUAGUUCUAGGCCUUGCUUGGAAAGGAAUAAACAGUGAGAAGAUCUCUGUAUGUGCUUAGUGAAAUUUAUGUGUAGCAUUGGUAUAACAGAGGGAGGCAUUUGGAUAGGAAAGCUUAUUAGGCAAUAAAGGUAUGGAGCAGUUGAAUGAGGCCAAGGAAGGGUUUGGAUGGUCCAAUGGAGCAUCCUGUGUAGGUAUUUACAUGACAUUAGGGGACCUCAUAUUCUUUCUGCCCAUUCAGGACAAAAGUGUGAGGAAAUCGAGGCAAUAUUUGCUUCCAUGCAGUCAUCAAAUGUGAAGUUCUUGAGUAAUUCUGGUGGUUGGUUUUGACAUCAUGCUCCAUAAACUAAGAAAAUCAGUGGCAAUGGGCAUCUACAGUUUUUCUGUAUCAAAAGUUAUUUCCUGUCACGUGCAAAUGAUUUUUUUUUCAUAAAUAUUGAUCCAGGUUUUUGCAAUGGGGAAAUGCUUGCUGCAAGCUAUUAUAGUUGAAUAUAUAAAUUGAAAUUAAAUUUAGUUUGGUGGUUGUGUCAGCAAGGCUGAUCAAUACAUUUCCUUGCGAUUUACUUCUGUAACAUUAUCAGUUCUUGCCAUUUUGACAUGCUAUACAUUAAUUGGAAAUUUGCAGCCACCUGCAAUGUGAUCUAAAUAAAUUUUUGAUUUUCUAUUUAUCGCCAUAAAACUGA